GAACUCCUUCUAAACCAAACAUUGCCAGACCUAGCCAGGGUACCCCGACUAAGGCUGCAACUACUACCAAAUCCUCCUCUGCUAAAAAGAAAGAUGUUAGCUCAGACAGUGGAAGCUCAGAGGACUCGGAUAGUGAAGAAGAGGCUCCAGUGAAGACUACGUUGGCCAAGGGAACUCCAUCUAAAUCAAACAUUGCCAGACCUAGCCAGGGUACCCCGAGUAAGGCUGCAACUACUACCAAAUCCUCCUCUGCUAAAAAGAAAGAUGUUAGCUCAGGACAGUGGAAGCUCAGAGGACUCGGAUAGUGAAGAAGAGGCUCCAGUGAAGACUGCUUUGGCAAAGGGAACUCCAUCUAAACCAAGCCAGACCAAACUGAUUAAUACAACUGCUACACCUAAGGUUGCAUCCACAGGGAAGAAAGCAGAGAGCUCAGACACUGAGAGCUCCGAUGACUCAGACAGUGACGAGGAGGCUCCUGAUAGCACUGUCUUAGCUAAAGGACCCCCAACCAAGCCCAGCCAGCCUCCACCCAGCAAACAAGGGAAGGGGAACCUCGGAAACCUGACUAAGCCUUUCCAGGCUGCCCCCACUCCAGCUAAGCCUGCUGCAGCUAAGAAGGCAGCGUCUUCAGAGAGCGCGAGCAAUACGAUCCUUCCAAAAGGAGUUCCAAACAAGACGAACCAGCUUACACCCAACCGGAGCACAGCAGCACUCAAGGUACCUGCUGUAGCAGUGACGCAAGACAGCUCUUCUAGCGAGAGCUCUGAUGAAACAGACAGUGAAAAGGAGACUCCAACUAAGAAAGUUGUGACCGCUCAGCCAAAGGCGCUACAGGUCAAAGCAAAGGCUGCAGCCAAGAUGGCGGAGCCCGCAAAGAGGCAAAGCAUGAGCAACGGCUGUACACCAGGGCAGGAAGCUGCUUCCGCUUAUAAAGUGUCAGCUGCAGUGGAGCACGUGGGUGCAGACGCCGCACGGGGCGAGAGCUCAGAGGACAGCAGCUCCAGCGAGGAGGAAGAAGCGUCCCAGUCUCUUCUAGCUCCUAAACCUCCCCCUAAAAAGUCCUCUACUGCGAGUAAGAAGACUCCAGCAGAAAAAGGGAAGAGGGAAAAGGUCUCCGUUCCAUCUGCGAGCAAGACCCCCACAAACGUGACCCCUGCCUCCCCAUGGACAGUUACAAAAAUGACCCCCGUCGUUCCUCCCACUAACGAAUUGGACUCUGAUGUCACAGACAUUGAGGGUGACCCCAGAGCGUCGGCAUCCAAAGUUGUUGCUGCUACAUCCAAAGGAAAGAAGGGAGUUAAGAGUGGUGAUCUGGCUGCAGACGCACGGCUGGCUAAAGCAUCUUCCAAUAAGAAAACACCCCCUACCACUGGUUCCAGCAGUGAAGCUGCAACGCCACUGACGAAGCCGAAGAGGGGCAAAGACAAAGGCGAGCAUGAUACUCCCAAACCCAAGAAGAAGAAAAUAGGUUCUCCAGAGCUCAGCAAAGCCGUGGUGCCUCCUCCCAUCCGAGCAGCAGGGGGCGAUUCCGAGUCCGAUUCGGACAGCAGUCUCGAUGUAGAGAAGUGGAAAAGGCUGGCACUGCAUCUGACAGAGUCUGACAUUGCAAAGAUGGAUGCCAUCGCUUCGGUGGACCUCGGCUCUCCCGCCAUCUCCGUCCUGGGGAAAACCACGAAGGUAGAGUCUAAGGCGAAGGAAAAGGACGGAAAGGCCAAAGCUGGCGGUAAGCAGAGCCAUGGCACAGCCAGUGGGGCUAAGAAAGUGGCCCCUCCCACGUCAGCCCAGUUGGCGCCAUCCGUCAUGGACGACCAAUCGGCAAAGGCGAAGGCCAAGCCUACAAAGAGGUCACUCAUUACCGCCACUAGUGCUCAGUACGGCCACAAGACGCCCGAGAAGAAGCAGAAGUUAGACGACACAAAACAGACGACCUCAGAAGAGAAAAGAAAAGAUGUAAAGGAGAAGAAAAAUAAGCAGCAAAAGGAGGUGGAUAAAAGGAAAGAGGGAACAGCAGAUGUGAAUCUUCCACCAGCUGCGGCGAAACUCAGUCUGCUUCCGGAAGAAAAGGCUGCAAAAAAAAAUAAAUUAAAAGUUGGAAAGCAGAAAAAUCUCACCAGUACACCUUCGAAAACUCUCCAGAAUGAUUCUCGGGACGCGGUGAUUCAAUCACCGCUUUCAGACUCCGGCCAGAAAAAGAAAAAGAAGAAUAAGUAACUCGGGGCCGUUUCGGUGGUUCUUCUCAUCACAAAGAUACACAGUUGGCAGCAUAUAUAGAAGAUGGCCUCAUUCACACGGCCACAGUUUUUUUAAACUGCUAUUUUAUAUAUAUAUAUACUUUGUACGUCUUGCAGAUUCUGUCUGUUGGCUUUUAAUUAUAAUUAAUGUGGAUACUUAGGCAUAAACCCGUCUUCUGUUCCAUGUGUCUGUACUUCUUGUCCUGGGAACGGGGAGGUAGAACUUGAAAUGACCUCUGAGUGUGUCCGUUGAAACGGUACAUUUCAUUCUGAAUUACUGCAGUGUUCAUUUUUUCCAUUUCCUCAUGUACCUGACUGCAUAUCUUUGUUGAAGCAAGAGUUUCUCUGCAUCAUAUAUGAUAAGUGUUAAAAGACCAGUGAGGUUAAAUGGAUCGUAUUAAUAAAUAACUUGGAGAUAAAUGCUUCAGAAUUUUUCAGGUUUCAGGCUCACAAACUGAUUUUAACAUAUUUAGAAUAUACUUACAUAGGUUUAUGAUUCCUGUUCUCUUCUUGUCUGGAAUAUCGAUUUUAAUAAAUAUUUUUUCACAUUUAUAA
Molecule: messenger RNA, 2786 nt
Organism: Brienomyrus brachyistius
Lineage: Eukaryota; Metazoa; Chordata; Actinopteri; Osteoglossiformes; Mormyridae
Product: nucleolar protein dao-5-like
Exons: 10
Coding region: 265-2211 (648 amino acids)
Source: RefSeq, a predicted model, not a curated record